AAACAACAAUGCCCGUCAAAUGGGUUUUGUAUUGGCAACCUAAUCAAGGAUCUACAGUAAGCAGCCAAAUCCUCAACGAAGCUACACAAUGCGUAGAGAGCAUCAAUGGCGUCAAACAAGGAAGAUGGAAAUCCACUCUCACCUUUUACAAACCCAUGCUACGAGACCUGGCGAAUCAAGCGGAUUUCCCGCGCGAAUUUCUGGGGAUUUCGCUGGCGGAUGAGCCGAGUAAGUACUAUUUCAUCAUCAGGUCGCAGAGGAUCGUCAUGGAAGCAGAUUCGUCGAUUCAGUUGAUAAUGGAGAAGCUUCAGUCUUACAAAUCCUCUCUUUACAUUGAAGGGUUUCAGUAUCAGCUUGGUGAUUUUCGGCUUAGAGUUGGUAAAGUUGUUUCUACUCAUUCCGAGAAUGUUAGAGGGAUAGUUAUGGAGGUGGAGUAUCUUCCAAUAUCAUCAAUGGAAAAGGCAAGAAAAGUGAUGGAGGAGUUUUUGGAGAUAUGGCAUGAAGCUCUGUCUAAAAGGGCGUUGCCUGGUAAGUUUGUGAACAUAGAGCUAAACUUUGGGGAGUUUGGUCUUGUAGACAGCUACACUCCACAGCACACAGCUGUUGGAUACGCUCUUGUCAUGGCUCACAUGAUUGCAACGGUUCAAGCUGUAAGAGGCUAAAACUACAACACAGCUUUCCUUUUUAGGUAAACUUUCUGAGUUUAUUGAUUUUAGUGAUACCAUUGCUCAUUUUUGAAUAUUAAGAUUAGAGCAUUAUUUUGGUUAGAAGAGCUAGAAAGACCAGGCUGAAAUAGCUCUAGAAAACUUUAGACUGGAGCAGAUUUGUGAUUUUUUACCACUUGAUUUGAAUUUUCCGGUUAAG
This is a messenger RNA of Eutrema salsugineum, 864 nucleotides long. Its product is annotated as mediator of RNA polymerase II transcription subunit 20a. The record is from RefSeq and is a predicted model, not a curated record. Gene Ontology annotation, molecular function: transcription coactivator activity. NCBI's taxonomy places the organism in Eukaryota, Viridiplantae, Streptophyta, Magnoliopsida, Brassicales, Brassicaceae. Gene Ontology annotation, cellular component: mediator complex. Gene Ontology annotation, biological process: regulation of transcription by RNA polymerase II.